ACAGCUAAUUACUCCUGGCCUUUUUAUCCAAUUGCUAACCAGGCAUUGUAUGGUUACGACCAAGCAGCCAACAAAUCUUUCAAAAGCGAGAAAAUCCCAAAUGGCGUCAGAACUCAGGUGGAAGAUGGAAUCCAGGCUCUGUUUGUGCCCGCAGGAGAAGAAGUUGACCUUGGUGACUUUGCUGGUACUUGCAUCAGUAAUCCAUAUCUCUGUCAGAAUUUUACAGUGUCAUUUCUCUUUAAAACUGGAGCAGAUAAAGAUCUAAAGGUCCUGAAUUCGGGCUUGCGUGCUGAUGACCAAACAGAUGAGUACGAGUAUGGCUGGUCAUUUGAGAUUUCUCCCUAUUCUGGCAGUGCUGAAGCGAUAGUCACCGGUUAUGGCGCGGCCCGAGAACUGGCGGCUCGCAAUUCUUGGAUUCAAAUAGUUUUUACUUUUGAUCACGGAUCAAUACGCGACGUAGUCCUCUAUCAAAAUCAUAAUGGCAAACUAGUAGACAAUCUGUCGAUAUUGGCACAAAGUUAUGUAGAUCAAGACCGGAACACCCGUCUGAAGCUUGGCUCCACAUCCAACAUAAAAGGGUUCUUUAUAAGCAACCUAAACUUUAUUGGAAUUAAGCUGAGGGUAGAAGAAAUUCAAGAACUUGGGAACAGGAGUUUUAAAGAAGGUAUGAUGAAGGGUCGGUUAUUAAAUGAAGUAUAACUUAAAUCCUUUUGCAGGGUAAUUGUUUUAAGCAAGACAGAAUGAAUGGACAGAGAAAGAAACGCCCAUUUUAGCCCUUAGGAGAUGUGAAUUUCACCAAAGUUAUUUUUAGACCAAUGAAACACUUGAGAUUAAUCGGAAAUAAGCUUUCGCAGACGUCCGCAAACUUUUGUUUGGUCUUAGAAUUCAACAGUCGCCAUUAAAAUAUUCUGCAUUGUUUGUUGUGAGGCAGUCAGUCGCCAGUGGACUUGAUGACGUUUUAAGUAAUGGAUAAAAAUGUGCGGACGUCUCAGGAAUUAGACUUUCGUGCCAUUACAUCCUGUUAAAAUAACACAGCCAACGCCCGAAGAUUCCAUCUCUGGUCCAUUAUUCUCUCUUGUUGCGUUCGACGUAAGGAGAACGCAACACAUAAUCUUGGGAUUCCUGUGGUACUAAAGGGUGACCUUUCGUGGUACUCAUUUCGUCGUACGUCUGCAUUUUCUGCGCCAUUUUGAACAAUUUAUCUCGUGGGCACAAAAAUGAUAAAAAUAAUUAAUUUAACUAAUGGUCUUAGCAAUUUGGUUGCGUGGCGCAAUGCAUGACGUCCAAUGUCUCGGGUUCCACUCCUGUACAUUGAGACUUUUUUCUUUUUUUUCGUAGUCGUUUUGCUUUGUUUUGUUUCUUUUUUAAAAAAAAAAACAUAUAGGAAGCGUUUUGCAGCAUCAGUUUAUUAGGAAAUAACAUCACAUUUGACAGUAAACCCAAAAAAGCUCGAACACAGUUCCUAAUCUGCGAUUACCACUAGUUUAAAGUAGAUAAAUGAUUUUCUAGUCUGGCUUAAAAGUCCACCAGACCCAAAGGUCUGUUAGAGGGCCGAUUAUGUAGUACAUUCCGAUUUGGUUUAAGACUAAGAACAUGAGUUUUGUCUGGCUACGGGGAUUAAGUCCGCGGAUUCCCGCUCUGUAGUUUUAAACAUACAGUUCAAUGAAAACACAAUAGUUCAAUAUAACCACGCCAGAAGUUGAAUAACAGCACAUUUGUUCAAUGUCAUGUCACUCAAAAAGCAUAAUAUAGAGCAUUUAUCUCCCUAAAGCUACCAACUCGUUAAUUUAAGGAAAAAUUUGAAAGUCCAAUUAUUUCUCAAACUGCGGCCUAAGUUAGCCCGAGUACAGCCGUCGCCUCUCUCAAACAAAAAACAGGGUUGCCACUGUCAGGGAAAAGUUAGGGAAAAACGAAAAGUUUUUAAGAGUGGUUGUCAGAGAAAACCGGGCAAAAUGUUAAAAAUGUCAACGGAAGGGGGUCAACAGAAUAAGUUCAUACUAACAUCAUAGAUAGGUCUGGUGGAGUAAUGGACAAAUAUAAUAAACAUAGGCUCUUCACUGCUCUUGUAUUAGAGAUACGAGAAUCACUUUAUUCGACCCCCUCGGACGCCAUUUUUAUAAGCAAAUUUUCACCAUUUUCUGAAACUCACAGAACCCUCAAAAUUUAACGAGCGAAGUUUAUUUUUCGCAUGCGACACAAUACAUCACAGAACUACUUUCUAAAACCAUAAGAUUUGUUAAGCAGCCAAGGACAAGACUAAAAUUUUCUUAUUUUAUCUGACCUAAACUCAGUGUCCGCAAACGAGCAAAAAAUCGGGCAUUUUUGAAUUGAUCUACAGCGCACAACUAAAACGACAGAACAACUCUGACAGCCAAAUUGCAGUCUACUAUCAUCUAUGUAACCAAAACACUAAUAAUCAUUUUGGGCCAUUGAAACAGGAAGAAAUUAGAAAACUCACAUUUGUUAUAGUUUCCAAGCUUUUUCUUGCAAACAGGCCGAUCCCUUCGUGUUUGUUUUAAGUCCUCUUCGUGAAUUUUCGUCCAUAUUUCGCUGUAAAGUAUGUUCAGCAGCUGGAGAAAAUAUCAAAAAGCUCGAAAUACUGCCUAGGUUACUUGUUCAAAGGGCAAAAAGUACUGAACAACAGGAUGAAACUAGAAAAUAACAAAGCGACGCCAUCUUGAAAAUUCAGCACUCAGGAGGGACUGGCACUAGUAGCUGCCUUGUCCACAACGUGAUGAAUUACCAAAUAGAUAAAAAACAAAAACAAAGAAACAAACCGGCUUAUCAGUUGCCUACUACAGUCCCAUUUCUUCUUCAAUCACUACUUUCAGUUAAAUUUAGCUUUUUUUGUGUUGUGUUGUCGGUCUUUUUUUUUGGGCGGAGUGAUAGGGUUUGGGGGAAGAUGCAUGACCAACUGGCAUUACUUUAUUCAGUCUUCAUUUACUCUUCAUUCACUUCCUUUUGAGUUAUCCAGUAUAAGUCUUCCUUUGGAAUCUUUAUUGUAUCAUCUAUUUUUGCGUCAGUCUACAAUCACCGUCCAUGUCCGAAGGUCCCCUCAUCUCCUGUUCAUGAUUUCAUGAUGCACAGUUUCAUAAUCCGGAAGGCUUCGCCCGAAGGGUACCUCUUUCAAGCAUCAGGUGUAACAAAGGGUAGGAAAAUCACAAGUUGAAUUAUGUGAAAGGAGAGGAAAAUCUUUCAUUAAGGAUUUUAAAGGGCCUUUUAUUAAAUGCUCCGAAGAAACACGCCUUAUGACAAUAUCAUUUACAUGUUAAUUCAGUUAAAGGUUACACGAAAAUGGCCCGAAGACCUCCUUUCUUACCGAUUUAUUCUCACGAAGCAUAUAUAUGAAAAGGGUGCAACUUUUCAAUGGAAGAUACACGAAAGGAUUACCUUUUCUCAAAAAUAGUAUAUAUAAGGAUAAGGGACUGGAACUCGGGGCGAAACCUCUCCGAACAAUGCUUUAUUGAGUAGCCUCCCACCCCCCUCCCCUUCUCACUAGGGCUUUCCACAAGUUGCUCGGCAACUUUUUGGCAAGGUCUAGUAUUUCGAGCAACUUUUUGCGUUUCAAGCAACUUUUUACAUAAUUGCUGAGCAAUUUCUCUAACUAGUUUUUUUUCCAAUUCUGAGAUAUCUGAGCCGCUCUUAGUGCUUAAAUUAGCCUUGCUUCCAUAUUGCACAGUGUUUUAGUUGACAAUUUAUGAAUUUCCCUAUGAAAAAGGAGCCAGAUCCUUACCCCUUGGGGGCAGAUGAUGGGCGCAAGAUGCAGCCGGGCUGCUAGGUCAGAGGUUUUUUUGAACAAAAAGGCAACAUGGGGGACUUCGAUUCACACUUGACUGACACGAGUGUCUGAGGUGAAUUAAGGUCAUUCAACAAUUUUAAUGGCUCAUACUAGAAUAUUUACAAGAUUAAUAUUAAUAUUGAUGUGUAGUCUUUACUCAUACAUGGUUUACGGGAUCCUGAUGGCGGACAGACUUAUCUAGCAACGCUAAUUACGUUGCGAAGUAGCACAAAAUUACGUUUUUAUACUCUACUAGGAGCCAUAUUUAUCUAAAUCGGGGUAGUAGACCAUAACUGGAUACCUUUUCCAGGGAUGGGGGUGACUUCAUCGAAAUAUCAGGGGCACCCAACGAGAAGAUAGUUCAAAACCACCUAAACAUAGCAUUGUUAAACGCAUUCUAGUAUUUAAACGGUAGAUAUAGGCAUAUUUUUAUCGCGUAGAAAUUUUUCAUCUGUUCGGAUUUCUUAGCUGAAAGUUUAGUGAUUCGAAAAUUAUAGGGAUCAAAACUUACCUUUUCGCAAAUUUCAGCCAGAAAAAAGGCUCCCGAAAAUUCUAGGUGACUUUUUAAGGGUAAAAAUCCGUUAAAAAUGGGCAAUUAUACCAUUUUUUUACAUGUUCGAAAAUCCUAGGAGAGGCAGGCAAGCAAGGAAUCUUACAAUGAAAUGUUCCGAAAAUUAUAAAUCGCAAAUCGUCUUCCGAACAGAUAUUUUCCGAAAAUUGUCGUUGGUUGCCCCUGAAAUAUAUAUCAUGGCCGUUAAAUGUGCUAAUUUUAGCACAUUUUGUGCCAUCUCGUAUGAUUCGCGCGCGCAUUUUUUGCAACAGCGCCGUUGAAAAGAUUAACAAACAAAAUGGCGUUGGAAAUUAUCUCCUUAGGAGACGAAUAAAUUCCAUUUCUGUCAUCAUUGCCUCCUCUGAAUUUAAGGCAAGACCUUGACAAUUUCUCUAAAUGUGAGGACUGUUUAUGUUAAACAACGUAGUGAGAGUGUUUUUGACAAAUCCAGUGACGAAGAGAUGUAGGAGAUGUCAAUUCUUUCACAGCUACACCAGUACUCCGCUAAAACGAACCUAGUGGCUGUAAACGUCCAGGUGUACGACUUCUAUCAAUGAUCAAUAUGAUGGAAAAGGUACCAACUCGAGUUAACACUCAGACCCCUUUUACAAAUUUUUGAACGGCCAAAAACUUGCAGGGAUCCGCCUUUUCUUUAUAUGCGACCCGGCGGAACCGUGAAGUUUUUGAGCUGCAAACAGUACCGCAAUCUGUAAGAGAAUUUGCGCCUUCCCUCUAAACGUGGCGUUUAUAUUGUGUGGACUGUGCAAAGAGCAUUCUGAAAAAGAAGUGAACAGGAAAAACAAUGAGGGGAAGGGGUGCGGAGUGAGAGUCGUAAAACCCCUUUAAUUGUACUUUUUAACAAAAGCUCCUUCCGGAUCCUUUCGGUAUACCGGGUUCUGGUAAACGCUAUGAAUGGUUUAUUUUGACAGCUCUUGUCAACAUUCGAAGGUCUAUUACCUUAUGGAAAUGCGAAGUGACAGCGAUGGGAUCAUCAGUUAAAAGGCUUACCUUCAAAAAAAACUUCGUCCACUGGCUUUCUUGGCCGCUUCGCGGCCUAAAAUGCCCGCUCCGCAGAACUGAUUCAACUGCAUGUACUAUGUUUAUUUUAAUAAACAGUUGGUAAUAAAAAUUAUUAAAAAUUUUACAGCAAGGACUAUCCACUGCCCGCAGUUAGCCCGCACGUUUCGAAACUCGCGAGGUUGAUACAUAGCAAGUCUAGCUAGCUCGCAUGAGAGCGAAGUUAAGUGAUUCAUAAAGAGACAAAAUAGAUCUUUAAUAUUAUCUACAUCCACGGGACACCUCUAAAUGAGGAGGGAAUGAAGCAAUGCCUGUUAAUCACCAAUUAACCUGCGAUCAGGCGUUCUUCUAAAGCUAAAUUCAACUAAAAGAAGUAAUUGAAGAAGAAAUAAGACUGGAGUAGGUCGCUGAUAAGCUGGUUUGUUUGUUUUUUGUUUUUUUAUCUUAUUGCUAAUCAGGAGCCCAUAGGCUCCUGGUAAUAGUUCGUAAUAGCCCACGUUCGAUAAAGAAAAAUUCUAACAUGAAUCCGAGGCUUUCUGGUUACAUUUCUAUAUUAGGUUUGGUUUUCUAUGUGCUCGUGUAAAAUUUGCAAUUUUUGUCCGUGUUAGAUAUCGAACGCAGCUACUAGUGCCAGUCCCUCCUGAGUGCGGAAUUUUCAAGAUGGCGUCGCUUUGUUAUUUUCUAGUUUCAUCACUUUUUACCCUUUGGACAAGUAACCUAGGCAGUAUUUCGAGCUUUUUGAUAUUUUCUCCAGCUGCUGAACAUACUUUACAGCGAAAUAUGGACGAAAAUUCACGAAGAGGACUUAAAACAAACACGAAGGGAUCGGCCUGUUUGCAAGAAAAAGCUUGGAAACUAUAACAAAUGUGAGUUUUCUAAUUUCUUCCUGUUUCAAUGGCCCAAAAUGAUUAUUAGUGUUUUGGUUACAUAGAUGAUAGUAGACUGCAAUUUGGCUGUCAGAGUUGUUCUGUCGUUUUAGUUGUGCGCUGUAGAUCAAUUCAAAAAUGCCCGAUUUUUUGCUCGUUUGCAGACACUGAGUUUAGGUCAGAUAAAAUAAGAAAAUUUUAGUCUUGUCCGUGGGUGCUUAACAAAUCUUAUGGUUUUAGAAAGUAGUUCUGUGAUGUAUUGUGUCGCAUGCGAAAAAUAAACUUCGCUCGUUAAAUUUUGAGGGUUCUGUGAGUUUCAGAAAAUGGUGAAAAUUUGCUUAUAAAAAUGGCGUCCGAGGGGGUCGAAUAAAGUGAUUCUCGUAUCUCUAAUACAAGAGCAGUGAAGAGCCUAUGUUUAUUAUAUUUGUCCAUUACUCCACCAGACCUAUCUAUGAUGUUAGUAUGAACUUAUUCUGUUGACCCCCUUCCGUUGACAUUUUUAACAUUUUGCCCGGUUUUCUCCGACAACCACUCUUAAGGUCAGGGAAAAGUCAGGGAAUUUGUUAAAAAGUCUGCGAAAAUCUUUGAUAUUGUCAAGGUCCGUGAAAAGUCAGGGAAUUCUGUUUUCCGCUUUAUAGUUCAGAAGUUUUCUUCAAGACUUUGAAAUGUAUUUUCUUUCGGAAAAGAUGAAAAGUAUACUGCAAAGCAAGCAAUGCGAUCCAUUUUAACACUCUAUGCCUGACACAUGUAGUAGUUGUGGUCAGUGGUUUUCGUUGUAAAUGCUUUCUUCCAAAUUCCUUCUUCCUCUUUCAGCGAAAAGCGGAAAGAGGUUGAAAAUGAAGAGAAAAAUAUCGAUGGCCUGCAAAAAAAGCUAAAGCGAAUGUAAACAUCGAUUGUUUCUCAUUAAUAAAAGGUCAGUGAAAACUGUUAUAGAUCGGUGAAAAGUCAGGGAAUUUUUAACUUUCUGCUGAGUGGCAACCCUGAUAAACGUCUCUCUGCUUGAUAUGUUUGAGGGGAGGAGGCGGCUGUAGGCAGGCUAGCCUAAGCUAGACUCGAUCGGUUUGAUAAACGAGUCUUAGAGGUCUAUACAAGAGAAUGUAGAAUGUAUUGAUGCACUCACUACAGUUUAUUUCGCCAAUAGCAAUGGAGGCAAAGAACGUCACAAUUGAGAUUCUAGAAGCUCAAGUAAUAAUACCAGCAGAUGCUGGCAUGGCAGCGAUACGCAUGCGCCGUCAGGGAUUUCUUGCUAUUGCUACUGCAGUGAAGUAAGUACUGAAACAGUCCAUGCUAAAAAAGGGAAAAAUAGAAGAAUGUAGCUCCUAAUAUGGUACGGCCAAAGGAGCUGAAUUCUUAUUAUGGUAUAGUUCGGGGUUUGUAGAUGGCAAUAACGUUUUUAUAGUCUUGAACCAGGUUUUUUGGUAGAGGAAAAAAACCAAAUGAGCCUUCUUUCCUCAUUAACAAGCCAGAUCCCAGGCUAACUUUGUUGGCGUCCAUGAGCAGUGUUUAAAAACUAGCCGGUAUAAUCACUAAACAGUCUCAAAAUAAGCACUGAAUAUACAUUUUUUGCCGAGGUGUUUUAAUCAGUGUUAUCAAUUUCAGCACUGAAGAAUACGUACCAACUCCUCGGGGUGGAUGAUCAUAAGUGAGACCUCUCCCCUGGGGCUAUGCUAUGCUAAUGAGUCCUAAUGAGGACGAAACAGCUGUCCAUGUCUGCCACUGCCUGGGUGAUAUGGUUGGCGCAUGCGUAAGGUACUCGGGCCAUAUCGCCGAGUUGAUACGUGUGCUACAGGACUCCUUAAAACGUGUUCAGUGCUUUGCUGUCGUUGGUACGGCAGUACAUAUGCAUGGUGCCCAUUUGGUCAGGAUGUACGUGUUACCCCACGGAGGGUUGACAAGUUUAAAUUUAAGAGUUCAUAGCAUUAUUACAUGAGACUGAGUAUGAUCUGAAGACUUAUCCAGUUCGAAGAGACCAGUUAUUCGUCGGCCUCGGCGAAUAACUCUCUGCUAUAGAUUCACAAUAAUUCAUACAUUAGAAACAAACUUAUAUUCUUACCUCGAGCGAUGUAAAGUUGCCUCUUCAUUGGCUUGUUGCUUGGCAAAUUACGGAUUUAAACGGAUUGGUUACUCCAGCCGAUGUUGCUCAAAAAUCAAUUGCAUACGUUGAGUUAUAUCUUUGCUGUUUUUCGCCAUGUUUUUAGGCAUUAGAUCUGCUAUCUUUUUCGCAAAAUGUGUGAUUUUUUUCCGCUAUUUUCUCUAGCACUACGUAUACCAAGACAGCCGAGCUAGCUCGAGCUAGGGCAACUUCAUCACGGAGUUCCUAGGUUUCUGUGCCUUUUUCUGUGAUGACCCUGUAGCAUUGAUGUCAUUUUAUCAGACAUUGCAAACGUCUUAAAAAAUUAAGUAAACGUUGGCUGGUUGUGAGGAAUCAUUCAGGGGAUCUGCGCCAGUCAAAAACACAGAAUUUUUUUGUUAAAUUAAUAGUGACACCUAUUGUCUGUGUUGUACUUUCUUAAGCUAUGAUAUGAAAAGCUUGACAACUGAAGCAAACAAACACUACAAGGCUGCCGCUGGGGGGCAACUGGCAUUUGCUCCGGGAGAGAUUUACAAGGAAGUUAAAAUUGGUAUCAUUAACAUGGAUAACAGCUUUGAAGGCAACAAAACAUUUCAAGUCCUUUUCUCAAGUUCUCAGCUGUCCGUGACGAUGAAAGGACCGCAGCAGGUCAAUGUAACUAUUAUGUACACUAAAGGUAAGAGAAAUUCUUUCAUAUUUACCCGUUUUUUGUGUGUAUGUGUGUUUUUUUAAACCGGGCUACUAAAAAAUGUCAGUCUCUCUCCCAGUGAUUGUUAAUUUAAUGGCCCUUUUUACUGGAAAAGUAAAAUCUUACCAGGAAAAAAUUAUGUAAGCACCAUGCCUGCAUGCAAAGCUUUCUACAUUAGACUGGAAAAAAUAGGACAUUUUAACGAUUUGUUUCAUUUUCAGCGUCACCGAUUGCAAAGCCAUUUCCCCAAUUUCCCCAAUUUUGCAAUGCCAUUGGUCUCCCAAAUACAAUCCAAAACACCAUUUCUCGAAGAAAAGAUGCCCUACAACCCCUAAUUUAACUGCUUGAUGACUUGAAAACAUUAGCAACAGGGUGUUUUAUUGCUUGCAUGGAAAUUACACAGUCAAAGAAACUGCAUCCAAGCGCAGGAAAACGAAUUUAACCAGGCUACCCCAAAUACACACCAGUUGAAAGCCCUGUGCCUGUGCAACCAGCUGACACCCACCUCGACAGAGACACUGAGCCCAGGUAAAUAGCGGUAAGCCGCGGUAGAAAUUUCAGUACAGCCACAGUCCAGCACAAACCAGGCUCUUUAGACCAUCUCCACCACCCUGGAAUUUAACCAGGAUACACCAAAUGCAUACCAGCCAAUAGCCAUGUGCCUGAGCAACAAGCUAACACGACCGCAGCCCCCCCUCAAAAAGCAAUUGCUUGCCCAACGGGGGUAACAGGCUGGCCCGAGCCUUCUCGAGCAUUUUUUCAAGAAGUUUUAAGAAUCGAACAAGGAAACAUAGAAAGGCGGCAAAAGCCGGGUAUACAAGGGAUAAAGGUGUGGAAAACAAACACGGGAUCUACGCCAAAACGAUUGUAACACCAGAAGUUCAACAAAGAAACCAGGAGAAACACACAGACUCUUGAUCCACUGGGUAAGGAGGGGAUACACUUUGCAAGAGAUGGAAACGAAACCAACUGAAAACCACUAUCCUCACGAUGAUGAAUCACAACAUCAAAAGCGAGCAGAUCCUUCUUACCUCCCCAAAAAAAGUUCAACAAAGCGGUGUUCAACUCACGCAAGAGUUUAACCCAGAAGUUUAACCCAGCUAAUAAGAGAGGGACUAAAGCCCAUAGACAAAAGGGUACGCAAAAGGAAGGACCAAUCGACACGGUCGAUGGCCUUCUCUUGGCCCAAAGACAAAAUGGCCACAAAAAAAAUUCAUCUCAUUCGCACAGGUGGCAACGUCACAAAGUAAAGCAACAUUUUCCACAAUAUAACGGGAGGGCACCCCACAUGUCUCAUCGUGGGCCACAACGAUGUAAAUCAAAGGCACUGUAAUACUGAUAUUGCACUGUUAAAAGAUAACAUCUUUUGAAUACAGUGAAACCUCUAUUAAGCGGACACUAAGCCGGUUCCCGAAAUUAACUUCUUAUGUCUCCCCUUAUAACGAACCCUUAUUCAGUGGACACCUCUAUUAAGCGGACGUGGACACUAAAGUAAAUGGUAUUUGGCUAAUUUCUAUUGUUAAAAACCUCUAUUAAGCGGAGACCGGACGGAACUGACAAUAGUAGUAUAGCACAUCCUCGCAUUGGUUCUUCGUCUACCUGAUUCCUGGUCGAAUUGGAAUUUGGAAAUGUUGGUUUCUGAGGAGAGGGGAAAACCGGAGUACACGGAGAAAAACCUCUCGGAGCAAGGGAAAGAAUCAACAACAAACUUAACCCACAUAUGGCGUCGGCGCCGGGAGUUGAACCCGGGCCAAAUUAGUGGGAGGCGAGUGCUCUCACCACUGCGCCACCGUUGCUCCCCAAAUUGGAUUACGUCCCUGAAAUACGUACUGUAGUCGAUUAAUAAAGAUAAAUCAAUACAUUUGGCUGUCAAUAAACUGUAGAUUAGACUGAUAUCCGGCCCUAUGAUUGUCAUCCGCGAUCAAAAAUCACCUCAAGAUUUUGCACAAAGAACAGCACAGCUUCAUUAGCUUUCUCUUAACAACAUGGAGUUUUAUCAAAUUACAGAGUAACCGUUGAGAGUUAAUCGUUAACAAACAUUGCGCAAUAUUUAUAAAUUACCUCUAUUAAGCGGACACUUUGGAAGGUCCCGAAGGUGUCCGCUUAAUAGAGGAUUCACUGUAUAUAUCUUACUAGAAUGUCCAGAAUAGUUGAUCACAUUACUGAGGUUUACCUAACGUUUACCUGGUUAUUUUGGAGCAUGAUAGGUGCCGUGUAAUCAAAAAUUCAUAACUGGGACGUUCUUUGUAGCUCUUGAAACUUGAAUAAUCUGCCAUUCCUUUUUUCAAGGUACUGUCCCAUCAAAAGCAGCCAUCACAGAUGGUAUGUAUUCAGUUUAA
This is a messenger RNA of Porites lobata, 11309 nucleotides long. The record is from the annotation of a GenBank genome assembly. Lineage: Eukaryota; Metazoa; Cnidaria; Anthozoa; Scleractinia; Poritidae.